CAGGAAUAGUUUCGAUUCGUCGCUGCUGGGGUUCGGUUUUGUCGUCGUUCCCCUUUGAAGCGAUUUUUUCGAAACUACAUUGUAAUGUGCUGACGCACGAGUGUUUUGCGUUUGACCGCGUUCUUUUCGGACGUCCCUUUCCGCAAUUAAUAAUUUAAUUCGAAUUUAUUCGGCCCAAAGUCGCAGUUAAAAGGUCGCGAGUGCCGUGACGAAUGGGAAUUAAUUUGGUCAUGGAUUUUAUGAUCAGUAAUUAGUAGACGAUUUCAUUCAGCCGUUCACCAACGGCAAAAACUGCCACUCUCACCAUGUCUACUGGCGUUUCUGCCGGUAACAAGCACAAGCGAGCUAGUUCUACGGGUACCACGGGUACCGGCGACGAAUCUUUCACGUCGGACGACGAAGAAAACCUAGAAAUAGAAGAGACGGACAUCACCAUCCGAGACCAUGUCACCAGGAGGUUAUUUGAAGGACGAAGCUACAAGUGUCCCGCGUUGGACAAGCAAGUGGAGCACCGUAACAGCUCCGACAGCUCCAUGUACAGCGACUUGGAUUUGGAAAAGUGCGACUUAGAAGUGAUUUCGCAGUUCGACUUGAAAGACGACAGCGAUAAGAGCUUCGAAAGCAACAGCGAUCAAGUCGAUUGGUCCGGUUCUGUAAUGCAGGGUAAAGAUACCAUCGUGAAUGGAUUAAGGGACGAACUGAAACAGGUCACGCGACAAUUGAAUUUAAAGGACGAGGAGUUGGCGAGGGUGAACAGGAUUAGGCAGGAUGUAGAGACGGAACUGGAGGAUCUCACUGCUAGUUUGUUUCAGGAAGCUCACAACAUGGUGCGGGAGGCCAACGAAAAGCAAGCGGCUGCGGAGAAAUCGUUGAAAGAAAGUCAACUCAAAGUUGAUGUUCUCACUGCCGAAGUAGCUGCUCUAAAGACUUUGGUGCUGACCUCUACGCCCAGUUCUCCGAAUCCUCAUUUGCAUCCCCAAAUUUCAAAAGAUGACGGAGGUGUGGCGAUAUUCACGAAAAAACAUCGGCGAUCGCCUUCGCAUUUCAACUUGAAGUACGGCCGUGAGAAUUCGCCUCCGGACACGCCCGUCAAAAAUUCGACGCUCUCGAUGGGCAUCGGCUGCGAAUUGGAAAGCAGCGAAGGCUUGGAGGUUGAUCCCGUGUUCCACAAAGAGUUCCUGUUGUGGCGGCAAAAUCCGGUCCUGGACAAAACCCAGCCGUUCAUUCACCGUGCUUAUAUUGAAGACAUCAAUACGUGUUUGAAUUUUUCUAAUAAAGACCUGGGCGAGAAGGUGAUGCUGGCAAUAGAAUCGGGCAAAAUGCUCAUAGAGGCGGUCAGUGACAAGGCAAAGGCAAUGUUUCCGAAAAAAUGCGCUUUGCUCCAAGUGCAAAGGCUGUGCUUCUAUAGAAUGAAUAUCGGGGAAGCGGACGAUUGGUAUAGCAUCUCGCAGUUAUGCAGGAACAGGAUUAUCGCCGUCUGUGAUUUUUUAAAUUACCUAAAAUACAUUGAACGAGGUUUGGUGAAAAGUUCUGUCCACGACGUCUAUUGGGAAAUCGUCCGUCUACGAAAGAAUAUAAAUCUGGCGAGAUUAGGUUUAGACUUGAAAUUGUAAAAACGCGGAUAUUAGAUAAUACGCCAAAUCUACUCAGUCGUUUUUGACCGUACGCUAAAAUCCAGUCAGAGCAGUUGUGCAGUGACGUAACCCAAAAUGAUCUAUAUGUCUUAGCUAUAUUGCUACCAUUUUUAGAAAACUGACAAACGAAAUUCCUGUGCCAAUUUGCGAAAUCCACUAGAUAUGUCAUGUUACUACGUAAUUGCUCUGACUGGACUAUACAAAUUUAGAUCUGACCUGAGCUAAUACCAAAGAUUAAUUUAUUAAUUUCUCUAUAUUUUGAAUCUUAUAUAAAUAUUAAUAUUAAUUUGUUAUAUCUGGUGCCGAUGUCGCCGAGUAUUUUAUUAAAUGAUUUACAUCACUUAUCUG
Molecule: messenger RNA, 1982 nt
Organism: Cylas formicarius (sweet potato weevil)
Lineage: Eukaryota; Metazoa; Arthropoda; Insecta; Coleoptera; Brentidae
Product: guanine nucleotide exchange factor for Rab-3A-like
Exons: 8
Coding region: 306-1613 (435 amino acids)
Biological process (GO): exocytosis
Cellular component (GO): Golgi to plasma membrane transport vesicle
Molecular function (GO): guanyl-nucleotide exchange factor activity
Source: RefSeq, a predicted model, not a curated record